Contarinia nasturtii (swede midge) is the source of this 1655-nucleotide messenger RNA. RefSeq lists its product as uncharacterized. The transcript is spliced from 2 exons. The coding region runs from base 183 to 1616 and encodes 477 amino acids. NCBI's taxonomy places the organism in Eukaryota, Metazoa, Arthropoda, Insecta, Diptera, Cecidomyiidae. The record is from RefSeq and is a predicted model, not a curated record.
AGUUCUAUAAGCAGCGCGUUAAAAUUGAAUUAAAUUUAAACGUAUUCGAUGAGUCUGUGCUUAAAAGUCUCGACUCGAAGUGUGAUAAGAUUUCGUUUUAUUUGUGUCACAAACAACAAACUGAACUUAGUCAAAUAAACGCAAUACGCACGGCGUCGAAAAAAGAAUAAAAGGAAAUAGUCAUGUGGCUUGAUAUUUUGCCAUUGUUGUCGUUGUUGAGUAAACACUUUUCAAACGAUGGUAACGUAACUACAUCGAAUGUGGGUGUUAAUAUAACCGAACCAGACAAUUUAAAAUUGAUCGAAGCGCAAAAUGUGAGUGAACUUCUGAAAUCACCUUUGUGUAAUUUUCGAGAUAAUAAAACUGAACUAGCCGAAUUCACAUUGGAAUGUCAAACACUUUUGAUGAGUUUGGACUUAGAAGGUUUGCUCGAGUUAGCUAAAAAGAAAAACAGACUUUCUCUUAUAGCGUCCGAUGUAUUCAAGCAAAAAUAUGCAAACUACACCGUAAAAAUCGACCAUAAUGGUGAUACAAAAACCGAUCUCAUUCUUAUGAACAACGAAACGAUUUUAAUGCUUGGAUUGAACACUACGAGGAAAAUACUUAAACACUUUGGUCGUGCCAUUCAAAAGCUAACGAUUCAAACUCAACACUUUUGGAUAAAUAAAGAGGACGACAUAUUGGAACUUGUUGAUAAAUAUUGUAAACUGUCGUUGAAUAAAUUGAGCUUGGAGAUAACGAAUGGUGAUACGUUGAAAAAAUUGUCCGGUCCCUUUGAAAAGGUUGAAGAUUUUACAUGCAAUGUUAUUGAUGUCACAGAGGUUGCGAUUCGCAAUCAUAAUUCAUUGAACAGUAUCUUUCCAAACAUAAGAAAUUUAACGUUAAUUAUAGAGUCCGACACAAACACCAAUUUCGUAGAUCAUUUGCCGCAUUUGGAAAAUUUAAACUUGAUUGGUGAUGUGGUAGAACUCGAUGACAACCAAAAAAAUACAAAAUAUGUGUAUACCGAACGUUUAAUUCGAAAAAAUCACAACAUUACAAGUUUAAAGUUGGUUUAUUAUCCACCUGACUAUUUGAACGUUGUGGAAAAGUAUCUAAAGAAGAUUGAAAGUUUGGCGAUUUGGCAUUUUAACCUGAGUGCGCCCAUUAUCUUUAAAUUUAGAGAUGUGAAAAAAUUUGAAUUCUUAUCACCGCCUAUUGGUUCGCCGACAAAAAUUUCCUUUUCAAAUUUACAGGAAGUGAGAUUGAAGUAUAAUGCCAAACACGAACGAGAAUGGAUCGAUUUCUUUACAAACAAUCCGCAUUUAAAGCGUGUUUACAUCGAAGAUGAUGCAGAAAAUGAGAAAUAUUUUUCAUUGAAAAGUCUUGGGUCACAGCUGAUGGAGGUUGAAGAAUUUUCCAUUUUGAGUAACAACAACAUUUCAUUUAGCGAAAUCGUGAAGUUUGUUGAAAUUAAUUGGUUUUACAAACUGCAGAGAUUCACGUACGGAUCGAAGAAUUUCAAUGAAGAUGAUGGAGAAUAUUUAAAAAAAGAAUUGGAAAAUAAAUGGAACAUUACCGAAUUUAAUGAUCAUUUUGAUGGAUUUUUAUUUGAAAGAAUAAGAAUUGAAGAAUAAAGUUGAACACGACUAAUGAAAAUAAAGUGGCGUUUUGAU